This is a messenger RNA of Helianthus annuus (common sunflower), 525 nucleotides long. RefSeq lists its product as uncharacterized. Lineage: Eukaryota; Viridiplantae; Streptophyta; Magnoliopsida; Asterales; Asteraceae. The transcript has a single exon. The record is from RefSeq and is a predicted model, not a curated record. Bases 1 to 525 code for a protein of 174 amino acids.
AUGACGCACUCUGGGCUUUCCUUAUAUAAGACACCUAUCGGGACCACACCCUUUAGGAUGAUCUAUGGGAAAGCGUGUCAUCUUCCGGUUGAGUUAGAACAUCGGGCGUAUUGGGCCUUGCGAAAGGUCAAUCUUGAUAUGGACGCUGCGGGUAAGAAACGGUUUCUCCAGAUACAUGAGUUAGAAGAGUUGCGUGAUGAAGCAUAUGAGAAGUCGUGGGCUUACAAGGAGAAGACUAAGCAGUUGCACGACCGCCACAUUAAGAGUGUGAAAGAAUUUAAGUGUGGGGAUAAGGUGCUGCUUUAUAAUUCCCGGUUAAGGUUGUUUCUGGGAAAGCUGAAGUCGCGAUGGACGGGUCCGCAUUUAGUCACUGAGGUUUUUCCGUAUGGCACUGUCGAGAUUGAGAAUGAGGAAGGUCAAAGGUUUAAGGUGAAUGGGCAUAGGUUGAAAAUCUACAUUGAGGGCCCGUCUGAGGAGAGAGAGGGAGAGACGCUUGAUCUUCCUAAGGUUGGCAUGAGCGUGUGA